This is a messenger RNA of Medicago truncatula (barrel medic), 2838 nucleotides long. RefSeq lists its product as uncharacterized. NCBI's taxonomy places the organism in Eukaryota, Viridiplantae, Streptophyta, Magnoliopsida, Fabales, Fabaceae. The coding region runs from base 1 to 2838 and encodes 945 amino acids. The record is from RefSeq and is a predicted model, not a curated record. The transcript has 3 exons.
AUGGCUCAUGUUCCCCCGCCUCCCGUAAGAGUUCCUCUAGCUGCUAUGACCUACUCAGCACCUGUGAUGCAUACAAUUCCACAAAGUGAAGAACCAAUUUUCCAUUCAGGGAAUAUGGAGGCCAACGAUAAGGUGAAUGACUUACAAGAGAAGUAUGAGAUGAUGAACCAGGAAAUGAAAGCUCUCCGUGGGAAAGAGAAGUUUGGGAAGACCGCCUACGAUCUCUGUUUAGUGCCGAAUGUCCAGAUACCCCACAAAUUCAAAAUUCCAGAUUUCGAGAAAUAUAAAGGGAACUCUUGCCCUGAGGAACAUCUGAAAAUGUAUGCAAGAAGGAUGUCCGCAUAUGCCCGGGACGAUCAAGUCCUCAUUUAUUACUUUCAAGAGAGUUUGGCCAGUCCCGCCUCAAAAUGGUACACGAAUCUAGACAAAACAAAGAUCCAAACUUUCCGUGAUCUAUGUGAAGCUUUUGUGGAGCAAUACAGUUAUAAUGUGGAUAUGGCUCCAGAUCGAUGUGAUCUUCAAGCUAUGACUCAAGAGAACAAGGAAACAUUCAAGGAGUACGCACAGCGAUGGAGAGAUACCGCUGCCCAAGUCAACCCGCGUAUAGAGGAAAAGGAGAUGACCAAGCUCUUCUUAAAAACUCUCAACUCUUUCUACUACGAAAGGAUGGUUGGAAGUACGCCCAAGAACUUUGCUGAGAUGGUUGGUAUGGGUGUGCAGUUGGAAGAAGGGGUCCGACAAGGACGUUUAGUAAAAGAUGCAACUUCUGCCAGUGGAACCAAGAAAUUCGGGAGUCACCUCCCAAGAAAGAAAGAACAAGAAGUCGGUAUGGUGGCUCAUGGAAGAUCUCAACAAACUUAUCCAAUCUAUCAACCCGUUGCUGCUAUCACACCCGCCGCCCAUACUAUUCAACCAACAAAUAGCCAUCCUCAAUCCCCACAAUAUCCUCAAUUCCCACAAUAUCCCCAACAACAAUAUCCUCAACAACAAUAUCCUCAACCACAAUAUCAACAACAAUAUCCUCAACCACAAUAUCUUCAACAACAAUACCCUCAACAAAAUCUCCAACAACCAUACCAACAACAGCUGCUUCCAGGGUUACUCAAGAAAAAUUUGGUCCAAACUAGAGCACCUCCUCCGGUACCAGAAAAACUGUCGUCCUGGUAUAGACUUGGCCAAACUUGCGAUUUCCAUCAAGGGGGUCGUGGUCAUAAUAUUGAAACCUGUUAUGCCUUUAAAAGCACGGUACAGAGGCUAAUCAAUGACGGAAAGAUAACUUUUACGGACUCAGCGCCGAAUGUUCAAACAAAUCCAUUACCAAACCAUGGUGCUGCAGCCGUCAACAUGGUCGAAGAUUGCCAAAGGACUCACCUCAUUCUUGACGUCCAACACAUCCAAACACCCCUAGUCUCGUUACAUGCCAAGUUAUGCAAGGUGAACCUUUUUGAGCAUGAUCAUGAUAUCUGCGAAGUUCGGAAGUCAACAGCUGCUCCUUUAGUGAUCUGCUUGCCUGGUCCAAUACCGUAUGUAUCCGAGAAGGCUAUUCCUUACAAAUACAAUGCCACUAUGAUAGAAGGUGGUCAUGAAGUUCCAAUACCGCCUUUGCCUUAUGUGAGUAACGUUGCCGGGGACAGUAGAAUACUGAGAAAUGGGCAUGUUGUUCCUAUAGUGUUCUCGAAGAAAGAUAGUGCUCCAAUGAUUGAGGAAGCUCCGGCUAAGGAUCCUAGUGCUGUCAAAGAGGUAAGCCAGUCCAAUGGGGCCAAUCCAAGUUCAGAGUUCGAUGAAAUUCUCAAACUGAUAAAGAAGAGUGAAUACAGGGUUGUUGACCAACUGAUGCAGACUCCGUCAAAAAUAUCCAUAAUGUCUUUGUUACUGAAUUCCGAGGCUCACAAGGAGGCACUGAUGAAGGUCCUGGAACAAGCUUUUGUGGACUAUGACGCAACCGUGGGCCAAUUUGGUGGGAUAGUCGGGAAUAUCAUUGCAUGUAACAAUUUGAGUUUCAGUGAUGAAGAGCUCCCAGCAGAAGGAAAAAACCAUAAUUUGGCAUUACAUAUAUCAGUGAAUUGCAAGACUGACGCUUUGUCAAAUGUACUAGUAGACACCGGUUCGGCUCUGAACAUGAUGGCCAAAACAACCUAUGACCAACUCUCUUACCAGGGUAUGCCUUUGAGACGGAGUGGAGUAAUGGUGAAAGCUUUUGAUGGUUCAAGGAAGAAUGUUCUUGGAGAGGUACUCCUGCCUAUUACAAUUGGGCCACAAGUUUUCCAGAUUAAUUUCCAAGUGAUGGACAUUCAGGUAUCAUAUAGUUGCCUGCUAGGCCGACCCUGGAUCCAUGAGGCGGGGGCAGUGACGUCUACACUGCAUCAAAAGUUGAAAUUCGUGAGGAAUGGGAAGCUGGUAACAGUGAAUGGUGAAGAGGCUUUGUUGGUGAGCCAUUUGUCGUCUUUCUUAUUCAUCGGGGCUGACAGUGUUGAAGGGACACCUUUUCAAGGAUUUUCCAUGGAAGAGGAGCGUACCAACAAGAGUGAGGCAUCUAUUUCUUCUCUGAAGGAUGCUCACAAGGUAAUACAAGCCGGAGGAUCUGCAAGCUGGGGAAAGUUGAUAGAACUGCCAGAAAACAAACGCCGAGAAGGGCUGGGUUUCUUUCCAUCAGCUGAUUCGUCCAAGACAAGAACCGUCGUCGAGCCAAUAAAGGGUACUUUCCACAGCUCCGGUUUCAUUCAUGCAAUCAUCAAAGAUGAUCCGGAAGAAGUGCCUCGAAGUUUUGUGACACAAGGAGGGUCUAGCCACAAUUGGGUUGCUGUUGAUGUUCCUUUUAUUGCUCACUUGUCCAAGUAA